This is a messenger RNA of Pelodiscus sinensis (Chinese soft-shelled turtle), 1563 nucleotides long. It is a transcript of the gene C3H6orf58, whose product is annotated as chromosome 3 C6orf58 homolog. NCBI's taxonomy places the organism in Eukaryota, Metazoa, Chordata, Testudines, Trionychidae. The record is from RefSeq and is a predicted model, not a curated record.
AAGAGCCACGUCAGCUUCGUUCAGGAAAGAGGUAGGGUGUCCCAGGCUGCCUGACAGCACAGGUAGCCUAACUCCCACCCUCACUCCUGCCUUUCCUGAGGAAAGCUCGUCCCUACCCUGCUGCAAACCCCAGAUACCUCUGUAAGAUGGGUGCGUUCUUGGGGCAGCACUUUCUUCUCCUUGUGCUGUUGACCACCGUUGUUCUCAGUCCAGCAACUGUAGUAGCACUAACCCAAGAUGAUGUCGGCAAAAAGGAUGCCUAUCCUCCUCUGUGGCAUCAGGCUCGUGGAAGCAUAGAGGAUUUCCCACUACAAAACAAAAAAACCAUCAUAAAUGCCUGGAACUAUCUGGAGAGAAUGGGAGUGUACAAGAUCCUGCUCAACUCUUCAGCUAAAUAUUUCACUGCAUUUGGACCAAAUAAUGCUGGCAACAUCCUAUGGGGCUUGCCUCUGCAACAUGGCUGGCAAUAUCAUACAGGCAGGCUAGCAGAUCCUUCUAAUGUUACCACCUGCGGCCAUGGCACCGGACAGCAUCUGUGCAUCUCUGUACGAAGCUGGUGGGCCUCUGUGAAUUAUUAUCUGGCUAUUAUACCAUUUCUGAGUGCUGUGGAAGCUGGUUUCUUUGGACAGCUGCAACAUGAGAUAGAAAUAUUACCACCAGAAGAGCUAAGAGCAGACUUCUGCUACAGCAUUGCUGACUGCCGUUCCCGCAUUCCAAAACUCAUAGAUGCAUGGAAGGCUUAUUUUGAGUAUCUGUUAUCCACUGAGCAGAAAUCUGAUGGGCCCUCAGCAUCUUCCUUCUCAAUAGAAAAGGAGGAAGCAUUGCAUUAUUUGUGGGAAGCUCAUGUAGUGUCCAUUGCUUAUGCAGUUCCAAAGUUCAGAAACAGCUUAAAAUAUGUCUCUGGCCCUGAAGCAAGUUUUGGGGAGAAUUGGGCUAAUGCUGUGGAUUUCAUUGCGGCUACCCAUUUUUCUGCUGACCUACAGAACAUAAACUAUUUCCAAGCUUUCUUACCACCACGGAUGCUUUCUGAAUCUGAUCAAGUCUCAUUCAUUAGUGACUUCAGUCCAGAGCAGAACAUAGUCUUACUUUCAUUAUGCACUCUUCACAAAGCAAACAAAUUGACAGGAGGAACCUUGCUACUGCUGUGGAGAAUGGCUAUGUCUACUGAAGCAGGAAGGGCAGUGGUCCGAAGUCUCGUUGAAAAAUUGGUUACAGGCCUCAAGUUUGAUCCAGUGGGAAUAUAAAUGAUUUGAGCUAAGGUAUUUUUGACAGCAUUUAGUGUCUUAAAAACAGUCCCAACAUGAGCCUGAUUGAUUCAACUAUUUAAACAACCGUAGAGUAGGUGACCUGGACACGAUAACUUCUUGAAGCAGGAUUUCCUAAGUAGCCAUGUGUGUGUGCCUCUCCCUCCUUUUGAGUCAAUAUCAUUAUGCUUAAUUUUCUUAAUUUUCCCUCAUUUAGUUCAUUUGCAUGUAAUUAAAAUGCUUCAUUUAAAUUAUGAGAAUUCAGUUAAUUUGCCUUAUAAAUGAAUGUAUAAUUAAUGAGCAAUCAAAUAAAGCCAAA